This is a messenger RNA of Ooceraea biroi (clonal raider ant), 1600 nucleotides long. It is a transcript of the gene Taf12, whose product is annotated as TATA-box binding protein associated factor 12. Gene Ontology annotation, cellular component: transcription factor TFIID complex; SAGA complex. Gene Ontology annotation, biological process: DNA-templated transcription initiation; RNA polymerase II preinitiation complex assembly. Lineage: Eukaryota; Metazoa; Arthropoda; Insecta; Hymenoptera; Formicidae. Gene Ontology annotation, molecular function: protein heterodimerization activity; TBP-class protein binding; DNA binding. The record is from RefSeq and is a predicted model, not a curated record.
GAUGGCUCUUUAGCUUCACCACAAAUUUUAUUGAUCAUAAAUGCUUCAAGCAGUACGUUGAAGGAGAAGACCACAUCAGCAUCGAUGAAAACCAUAUCGUAACAAUAAGUAUAAUUUGUUGGCAAGAACCGCUAAUACAAGAUUAGAAUCCAUGUUUAAGAGAUUCCAGGUUUUUUGUGCUAGACACGCGUCGUCAACCAGUCAACCACUCCGUAUACUUUAUUUAGGUUAUUUCACGCAUACUCGUACAUACAUUACACACAUAUAUUACGCUUCAACACAUUCUUACAUCAAAGUAUCUAUUUCACAUGACGCGUAUUUAGCAAUACGCUUAAAUAAUAACAACCAAUCGAUUUAUUUCUGUUGUAUUGUACAACAGAAGUCCUGAUCUGUUAUUGGUCAGGCUUGUUACGCUUUAUGCGCAUUUAACGCAAAGUACGCGCCAUGUAAAAUGGAAUUUUCAGAAUAGCGUACAUUCUAGUAAUUUACUAGAAUACGCAGUGUGCCUAUUCCAGCUACUCACUAGGUUACGCAGGUUACGUUUACGCAAGUUACGCUCCAUGUAACGGCACCCUCACUCUCGUUGGUUAUGAUUCGUCAGUUCGAUACUUUUUUUUAUUUAUAUAGGUUAUGCACCAGUGUGUCGGCAGUGGCACGAGCAGCAGUACGCGUGUGACGGUUUUCUUCGAGCUCGAAGAAUAAACUCUCGUUAAACAGCAGUAUUUAUUGAAAUCUGAGUGUUGCGCUCGGAAAUUAUCGUCCGAAAUGUCGCAGCAAACUGCUAUCGUGCAGACGACCAAUACGAGUUCCGAUAUGACACCUGUGCUCGGAACUCUGCAGUCCGUAGGUCCUAACAAUCAAACCACGCCGGCUUUACCAAACCUGCAAAACAGCAGCAGCACCACGCCGACCACUGUGCAACCGCAGACGCAGUCUCAACAAACUCAGUAUAUCUCGCAACCGCCGACGCAAGUUCAGAAACAAACGCAACCGUCAUCCACCUUUUUGACAAAGACAAGAUUGCAAGAUUUAGUAAGGGAGGUAGACCCUACUGAACAGUUGGACGAGGAAGUCGAAGAAACGCUUUUGCAAUUGGCAGACGACUUUGUAGAGACCACGGUAAACGCAGCUUGCUCGUUGGCCAAGCAUCGUCAUGCGAACACUGUAGAAGUUAAAGACGUGCAGUUGCAUUUGGAGAGAAAUUGGAACAUGUGGAUUCCUGGUUUUGGUACGGAUGAAGUACGCCCAUACAAACGAGCUACUGUCACGGAAGCCCACAAGCAGAGAUUAGCGCUUAUAAGAAAGUCUAUCAAGAAAUAUUAAUCUUAUAAAUUUACAUUUAGAUCAUUAAUCUCAUGACUUUGUUCAUCGCAUUUUAUACGUUUAUAACAAUCUCGUCAUGCUUCAUAGUAUUGAAUGCCUCUAAACAUUCAUCUCGUGCAUCUUAUAAUUUUUUCUUUUAUAUGCUGAUUGUAAUAUAGUCUUAUCAAAAUAAAAAUGCGCUUUGUUAUGAGAAUUGUAAAUACUUGUAAGAUUGUACAUUGUCACUGUAAAUAAUCAUGUUUCUACAAUAAAAUUAGAACAUUACAGAAUUUCAAAA